This is a messenger RNA of Diceros bicornis minor, 3136 nucleotides long. RefSeq names its product forkhead box N3 (gene FOXN3). Gene Ontology annotation, biological process: regulation of DNA-templated transcription. Bases 234 to 1700 code for a protein of 488 amino acids. Gene Ontology annotation, cellular component: nucleus. The transcript is spliced from 7 exons. Gene Ontology annotation, molecular function: cis-regulatory region sequence-specific DNA binding; DNA-binding transcription factor activity. The record is from RefSeq and is a predicted model, not a curated record. NCBI's taxonomy places the organism in Eukaryota, Metazoa, Chordata, Mammalia, Perissodactyla, Rhinocerotidae.
GCUUUGCUAAGGGGACAUGACUCGUAGCUUGAUUGGGGUUUCCUUAUGUUUUGAAAUUAAAAAAAUAAAUUUCAGAAGCCCUGUGGGAUUUUUCUCUCCCUUCGGCUGGCUUACAAGGUUCUGUAAGCUAGAAGAGUUUCAGAGCGAGAUCACCCUGCACCUUCUCACUGGCUUUUCUGCAGUUUUCAGACAGCUCAAAAUGGCCUGUCCACUGCUCAGGAGCCUUCACGUAAAUGGGUCCAGUCAUGCCUCCCAGUAAGAAGCCAGAAAGCCCAGGAAUUAGUGUCUCCAGUGGGCUGAGUCAGUGCUACCGGGGCAGCGGUUUCUCCAAGGCCCUUCAGGAAGACGAUGACCUCGACUUUUCUCUGCCUGACAUCAGAUUAGAGGAGGGGGCCAUGGAAGAUGAAGAGCUGACCAACCUGAACUGGCUGCAUGAGAGCAAGAACUUGCUGAAGAGCUUUGGGGAGUCGGUCCUUAGGAGCGUCAGCCCUGUCCAGGACCUGGACGAUGACACCCCUCCGUCCCCCGCCCACUCUGACAUGCCCUAUGAUGCCAGGCAGAACCCCAACUGCAAACCGCCCUAUUCCUUUAGCUGCCUCAUAUUUAUGGCCAUCGAAGACUCUCCAACCAAGCGCCUGCCAGUAAAGGAUAUCUACAACUGGAUCUUGGAACAUUUUCCAUAUUUUGCAAACGCACCUACUGGGUGGAAAAACUCAGUGAGACAUAAUUUGUCAUUGAAUAAGUGUUUUAAGAAAGUGGACAAAGAGAGGAGUCAGAGUAUUGGGAAAGGGUCAUUGUGGUGCAUAGACCCAGAGUAUAGACAAAAUCUAAUUCAGGCUUUGAAAAAGACACCUUAUCACCCACACCCACACGUGUUCAAUACACCUCCCGCCUCUCCUCAGGCAUAUCAAAGCACAUCAGGUCCACCCAUCUGGCCAGGCAGUACCUUCUUCAAGAGAAAUGGAGCCCUUCUGCAAGAUCCUGACAUUGAUGCUGCCAGUGCCAUGAUGCUUUUGAAUACUCCCCCUGAGAUACAAGCAGGUUUUUCUCCAGGAGUGAUACAAAACGGAGCACGGGUUCUGAGCCGAGGGCUGUUUCCCGGAGUCCGGCCAUUGCCAAUCACUCCCAUUGGAAUGACGGCAGCCGUGAGGAACGGCCUCACCAGCUGCCGGAUGCGGACUGAGAGCGAGCCAUCGUGCGGCUCCCCGGUGGUCAGCGGAGACCCCAAGGAGGAUCACAACUAUAGCAGUGCCAAAUCCUCCAACGCCAGGAGCACCUCGCCCGCCAGCGACUCGGUCUCCUCCUCCUCGGCCGACGACCACUACGAGUUUGCCACCAAGGGGAGCCAGGAGGGCAGCGAGGGCAGCGAGGGAAGCUUCCAGAGCCACGAGAGCCACAGCGAGACGGAGGAGGACGACAGGAAACACAGCCCCAAGGAGGCCAAGGAUGCUCUAGGGGACAGCGGCUAUGCGUCCCAGCACAAGAAGCGCCAACACUUCGCCAAGGCGAGGAAGGUCCCCAGCGACACGCUGCCCCUCAAAAAGAGACGCACGGAGAAGCCCCCCGAGAGUGAUGACGAGGAGAUGAAAGAGGCAGCGGGGUCGCUCCUGCACUUGGCAGGGAUUCGGUCCUGUUUGAAUAACAUCACCAAUCGGACGGCAAAGGGGCAGAAAGAGCAAAAGGAAACCACAAAAAAUUAAAAACAAGUCACCGAUUUGUUUUGAACUUACAGCCAUUUGGUUUCAGCAUGUCAGGAGAUUUCUAAUGAUUUGUGGCAAUAUCAGCAAUUUAUUAUUUUUUUCUUUUUUUUGGUUUGAUUUUCUUUGUUUUCUUUCCUUUUUUGUUUUUUUUUUUGUUUUUAAUUUGCCCCCCUCCUUUGUUUUGGACCCUGAAGAAUUUUAUUUUUAAAGGAGAUUGAAGCCAUAGAACUCAUAUUGACACUCAGCUGUUUUACAAAAGCUUUUCAUUAUCUGAAGACAAAACCGAAAAAGCCAAAAUGACCAUUGCUUCCUCCAGCUUGUCAGAAACACGUGGCUGAGUCCGCAGGGAUGUCAACAGUAAUGCCACGGGAUACACACUCAGCACCCAGAAGGCAUGUGUGCAAAGUAACCAUCCAUCAGGCCCAACCCUUAGGUUUAAGAGGUCAGGAUGUCCACCCGGUUGGGUUCACUGAGUGAAUGUGCAUAAGGCAAUUGGCAAGAAGGAAGAACCCCUCAUCUCCCUAGGAGCAGACCUAAGCUUGUGGCCCCAGGCAUCGAAUAGUGCCAGGAAAACCCUUGGCGUUGCCACACAGCAUGCAAGGGGGUUUGGUCUCCAGUCCUCUGAGCUUCUUAACCGUGAAGUCUAGUAAUAUCUUACGAAGUGGACGCUUGACCAUUCAUAUACACCAGGUGUUAAUGACUAAUGAGAAGAAAUGGGGUCAGUUUUUAGUGAUGUUGCUAAUCAUUGAAUUCUGUUCUAUAUUAAAUUAAGAGACUGUUCCACAAGCCAUAAGCCUGAAGGUUGGCCCUGCACACACACACACAAACACACACACACACAUACACACACAGGAGAGAGAGAGAGAAAACUGAUACAGAAAACAAGCUAUGUCUUCUUCACUGCCCAAGUGAUUAUCAAAUUCAAAGAAUCACAGUAGCUGUUAAGGAAGGAAAUAAUGGUACACAUCUUUUUCUGUCUGUCAAAACGAUUUGAUCCAAAUGAAAACAAAAACAAAAUGCUACAGAACCUGCCAUUAGUAUUGCAAUGUAUUUUUAAAAGAUAAAAGGCACAUUGAUGGACAAAAAAAAAUUAAAAUAUAACAAAAAAGGAAAAAAAAAUAAAACUCCUAUACUGCCCUCAAAAUGGAGUUUGCAAUUAAUGUCAGUCAGGAUUCAUCUUUGCAAAAAUCAAUGAUUUCCACAUUCAGCCAGUGUAGCCAGCAGAAAUUUCUGAUCCACAAUGCAUGGAUUCCUUUGAAAAAAGAAAAAAAGAAAAAAAAAAUCACAAAAACACAAACUUUUUUUUAUUCAAAAAUAACAAAGUUCUUGUAAGGUAAAUAAUGUAUUUAGCAUGAAGCAUGAAUUAUUUUCAUAUAAAUAUAGAAAAUAGAGAAAAGGCUAUGCCUCUAAUUUUUAAGCCCUUAGGCUUAGAGGUU